AUGGCGCCCGUCCGGACGAUCGCGGUGAUCAUCGCCAUGGAAGCGGAGGCCGCGCCGCUCGUGGAGCACCUGAAGCUCGUCAAGGCCAGGGAGAGCCCGCUGCCCGGGCCGAUCCCCGCGUUGGUCUUCUCCGGGGACGUGCACGGCGCGAAGGUGCACGUCGUGACGAACGGGAAAUCCGCCGCCUUCGGCGUCGACUGCGUCGGCACCGUCCCCGCGUCUCUGACCGCGUACGGCAUCUGCCUCGCGCUGAAACCGGACAUUCUCGUCAACGCCGGGACCGCGGGCGGGUUCAAAGCCAUGGGCGGCGCGAUCGGGGACGUCUACCUCGCGAGCGCGUUCAAGAAUCACGACCGGCGCAUCCCGAUUCCCGGGUUCGACACCUACGCGAUCGGCGCCGUCGACGCGUUCCCGACGCCCGCGCUGAGAGCCGCGAUGGGGUUCAAAGACGGCGUCGUGAGCACCGGGAACUCCUUGGACGCCCCGGAGGUGGACCUCGCGUCGUUAAAGGCGAACGACGCGAGCGUGAAGGAGAUGGAGGCUGCCGGGAUCGCGCACACCGCGGAGCUCUUCGGCGUGCCGUUCGUCGCGGUGAAGGCCAUCACGGACAUCGUGGACGGGGACCAGCCCACCGCGGACGAGUUCAUGGAGAACCUCGGCGCGGCCGCGAAGGCGCUCCAGGGGGCGGUGCCGAAGGUGAUCGAAUUCGUCGCGGGGAAAGAGCUAUCCGCGCUGUGA
Messenger RNA from Micromonas pusilla CCMP1545, 738 nucleotides. RefSeq lists its product as uncharacterized. Lineage: Eukaryota; Viridiplantae; Chlorophyta; Mamiellophyceae; Mamiellales; Mamiellaceae. The coding region runs from base 1 to 738 and encodes 245 amino acids. Gene Ontology annotation, biological process: nucleoside metabolic process. The record is from RefSeq and is a predicted model, not a curated record. Gene Ontology annotation, molecular function: methylthioadenosine nucleosidase activity. The transcript has a single exon.